UAUUAUUCAGAAGAGAUGUUUGAAGAUUACGAAAAACCCAAAGAAAAAGAUCCUCCUAAACCAGAGGACCCACCCCCAGACGAUCCACCCCCAGAGGCCUCCACUAACUCAACAGUGCCUGAGGCUAAUGCCACUCAAUCAAUUCCCGGAGGGAGUCAAGGUGGAAAUGACACUAGCCCAGUAGGAAACAGGGGCCCUGGACCGAAUACUGGGAACAACCCUACAGUUCAAACUGGUGUCUUUCCUCUCCCCAAAGUUAAUGUUUCAGGACAGGGAGUAACGAGAAACCAAAUUCCGUGGAGACCAAGUCAGCCAAAUAUUUAUGAGAAUUUUCCUUAUCCGAAUAUGGGAACUUAUCCUUCAGGAAGACAAUGGCAAACCACUGGUACCCAGGGGCCCAGACACAAUGGACCUGUUCACCGAAAUCCACAAAUCCAAAGGGGUCCCCAAUGGAAUUCCUUUCCUUGGGAAGGCAAAGACACUAUUCAUCCAGGAAAUCCAACUUAUCGCAAACCUCCCCCUCCUACUCCAAAAGUAAAUUAUCCCAAUUAUGCAGGAAAUCCAGUCAAUUUUGGAAGAAAAUUACCAGGGCCAAAUAAACCCUUUGGGGGACCCAAUCCAGCCUCAAAUAAACCCUUUGCGGGGCCCAAUCCAGCCUCAAACAAACCCUUUGCGGGACCCAAUCCAGCCUCAAACAAACCCUUUGCGGGACCCAAUCCAGCCUCAAACAAACCCUUUGCGGGACCCAAUCCAGCCUCAAACAAACCCUUUGCGGGACCCAAUCCAGCCUCAAACAAACCCUUUGCGGGACCCAAUCCAGCCUCAAACAAACCCUUUGCGGGACCCAAUCCAGCCUCAAAUAAACCCUUUGCGGGACCCAAUCCAGCCUCAAACAAACCCUUUGCAGGAAUGAAUCCAGCCUCAAAUAAACCCUUUGCGGGACCCAAUGCAGCCUCAAAUAAACCCUUUGCGGGACCCAAUGCAGCCUCAAAUAAACCAUCUAUGGGAACCAAUCUGGCCGCAAAUAAGCCAUCUACAGGAACCAAUCCAGCCGCAAAUAAGCCAUUUGUGAGAAACAAUGCAGCCUUAAAUAAACCAUUUGUGGGGGGCAAUGCUGCCUCAAAUAAACCAUUUAUGAGAAAUAACGCAGGCUCAAAUAAACCAUUUGUGGGAACCAACGUGGCAUCAGUGGGUCCUAAACAGGUUACUGUUAGCCACAACGGGAAAACCCAAAAUCCAAAGGAAAAAUCACUAGGUCAAAAAGAAAGAACAGUCAGCCCUACAAAAGACACAGGCGGGCCCUGGAGAAGCUCUCAACAAUAUGGAAUGAACAAACCAAGCUAUAAUUUGCCUCGCCUUGAGGGUAGCAUGGGAGGCCCAAAUUUUAAUUUGUUUGAUCAACAAGAAAACUCCUACUUUCCAAGAGAUUCCAGAAAAGCACCAAGUCCCAAUAUACAAGUUCAAAGCCAGAAUUUGCCCAAAGGAAUUGCUUUAGAGCCAAGAAGAACCCAAUUUGAAUCAGAAAGUAAAAAACCUGAAUUAAAGCAUAACACGCACCAGCCUGGAUACCCUAAGAAAACACCUUCUCCUACAAGACAACAUUUCCCUGCUCAAAGAAAGACCUGGAAUCGGCGAGUAACCCCUCCACCGUCAAAGAAAGGUUAUGGGAGACAGGAAGGAAAGUUACUUCCUCCUUCCUAUGGCUCUAGAGGAAACAUUUAUUACCAUGACUACAGCAAUCCUUACCCUAAUGAAAAUGCACCAUACAUUAGAAGCAAUGCUUGGAACAAGAGGGUGGUCUCUCCGAGUCCUAUGGGGCAAGCAGGAAAUCCACGGUACCCCAUGAAUUCUCUAGACCAGAAGGAGACGGAGCAGUACAACGAAGAGGACCCAGUUGACCCAAAUGAAGAUGAAUCUUUUCCAGGACAGAGUAGAUGGGGUGAUGAAGAGAUGAACUUCAAAGGAAACCCAACAGUUAGGCAGUACGACGGUGAGCAAUAUGCCCCCACCCUACCGAAGGAGUACCUUCCCUAUUCCUUAAGUAACCCACCAAAACCCAAAGAAGAGUUUCCUUAUGGUGAAUUCUAUCCCUGGAACCCACAUGAAACCUUUCCAGUGUAUAAUCCAGGCCCUACUAUAGCACCACCUGUGGACCCCAGAAGUUAUUAUGUUAGUAACGCCCUAGGACCAGAAGAAAGCACUCUGUUUCCUUCAUGGACCUCCUGGGACCACAGGAAUCAAGCACAGAGAGAGAAAGAAAGUGACCCAUAUUUCAACCGAAAUGUCUGGGAUCAGUCAAUGAAUCUACACAAAUCUAGUAUACCAAACCAUCCUUAUUCCACUAACUCGCCUGCUGGGUUUCCAAAAGAUCCAACAUGGCUUGAAGGUGAGAAUUUGAACUAUGAUUUGCAAAUUACUGGCUUAAGUCCACCAGAGAGAGAACAGUUGGCUUUCCCAGACCUCAUUCCUCAAAAUUACCCAUCAGGCCAAAAUGAAGCACACUUAUUUCACCAAAGUCAGAGAGGCUCCUGCUGUAUUGGUGGCUCCACAGGACAUAAAGACAAUGUGCUGGCUCUCCAAGAGUACUCUUCACCCAAUGGUCUCGCACCAACAAAGAACCAAGGGCCCAGUCCUGUGUAUACAGAAAGCAGCUACACCAAGUAUGCAAGACCUAACAUCUCCCCAACGAUCAUCCUACCUAGUCAAAGAAACAUCUCAGAGAACAAACUAACUGCAGAAAGCCCAGACCCAAGUCCUUUUGGAGAUGCUGUGCCUACUCUGAGGAGAAACACACCGCAUCCUACAAAAAAUCAGCUGGAGACUGGAAUUGUGGCCUUUCCUGAAGCCAGCUCUUCUCCACCAAAAAAUGCACCCUGCCUUAAAAGUGACCUGGGAGGAGAUCGGAGGGAUAUCCUGAAACAAUUUUUUGAAGGCAGCAAACUCAGCGAAAGAACUGCUGACCUGACUCCUGAAAGGCUUGUUAUUGGUAUCCCUGAUAAAGGCUCUGGCCCAGACAGCAUCCAAAGUGAAGGCCAAAGAAAUGAGGGCGAGAUGCAGCAGCAAAGACCACCUACCAUCCUGAAGCUACCGUGCUUUGGCUCCGAAAUAGCAAAAUUUCACUCUUCUAGCACUGGACCUCCAACUGAGAAUGGAAGACAAAGCCUACUUAACGGCAUGCCCGCUACACCUACUGAAAAUCCUAACACGUUGGUUGGGUUAGCAACUAGGGAACAGUUUAAAAGCAUAGAUGGCAACCAACUUAAUGCAGAUGAACACACUACAUUUGAAUCUUUUCCAGAAGGCAGUCCACAGGACCAAGUGCAAGGCUGCUUACUGCUCCGGGCUUAG
Messenger RNA from Acomys russatus (golden spiny mouse), 3348 nucleotides. It is a transcript of the gene Enam, whose product is annotated as enamelin. The coding region runs from base 16 to 3348 and encodes 1110 amino acids. The transcript has a single exon. The record is from RefSeq and is a predicted model, not a curated record. NCBI's taxonomy places the organism in Eukaryota, Metazoa, Chordata, Mammalia, Rodentia, Muridae.